GAGCGGGCGCGCCGGGGCCACAGGGAUGGACGCGCUGGCGGUCCUGAUGCAGGACCUGCUGACCCGGAACCAUGCCCUGCGCAGAGAGAACAACGAGCUCAUGGACCAGGUGCGGCGGCUGCUGUGUGAGAAAGCCAACCUGCUGGCCCAGGUGCGUCCGCCGGCCUGCCCGGUGGCUUUUCCCGAAACCUUUAAAGGCGACUCCGCCCGGCUGGCCGAGUUUUUGAUCCAAGCGGCCUCUUACAUGAGGUUCUUCGAGGGCAGAUUCUCUAACGACACCCUGAAGGUGGCAUUUCUUAUCAGUCGCCUCAGUGGGGCGGCAGAAGAGUGGGUAGCCCCCUACAUCGAGAGGGAGAGCCCCAUCCUGGCACAUUACGAGGGCUUCGUGGACGCGCUGAAGCGGGCCUUUGGCAGAAAUGGAUAGAAAGCAACCGGGCCGGGACCCCUUGUGUCGGGAGGGACGGCUUCGA
This is a messenger RNA of Diceros bicornis minor, 470 nucleotides long. Its product is annotated as protein LDOC1-like. The transcript has a single exon. The coding region runs from base 26 to 424 and encodes 132 amino acids. NCBI's taxonomy places the organism in Eukaryota, Metazoa, Chordata, Mammalia, Perissodactyla, Rhinocerotidae. The record is from RefSeq and is a predicted model, not a curated record.